Molecule: messenger RNA, 1743 nt
Organism: Armigeres subalbatus
Lineage: Eukaryota; Metazoa; Arthropoda; Insecta; Diptera; Culicidae
Product: pickpocket protein 28-like
Exons: 3
Coding region: 1-1644 (547 amino acids)
Biological process (GO): sodium ion transmembrane transport
Cellular component (GO): plasma membrane
Molecular function (GO): ligand-gated sodium channel activity
Source: RefSeq, a predicted model, not a curated record
AUGAGUACGAAUCGGCCGCAGUCCAAAACUCCAGCGAGGACACUUUUGCAAGAAUACUGUUCGAACAGUUCCAUCCACGGAGUACGUUACUUCCACCGUGAGGGGCAGUCAAGUUGUGAAAGUGGUUGGUGGAUUGUGGUGUUCUUACUGUCGGUUUGCAGCUGUGGUUUUCUUAUCAACAAAAUCUAUCAAAAAUGGGACGAAACGCCCGUGAUUGUGAGCUUCCACGAGAAAACAACUCCGGUGUGGAAAAUCCCAUUUCCAGCAGUGACAAUCUGUCCGCGAACGAAGUGGACAAGUAGUUGGCUUAACUUCUCCGAAGAGUUCGAAAUCAUGAAGCAUCAUGGAUUUGAAGCUUCAAAUAGAACAGAUGAGAUGUUGGCCCUAAUGCAACUCUGUGAUAGGACGUUCGUAUCGUUACAUGAGUAUAUGUAUUCCUUAUCACCAAAUAAAACAACAUACAAAACCUUCGCGGAUUUAAUCAAAUCUACUCCAGUUCCCUUUGAUGCGGAGGAAUUCUCUUGUGUUUUUCGAGGAGUGAUGUACGAUUUCGACCAUCUUUUUAGCACAAUGCUUACCGAAGAAGGAAUUUGCUACACCUUCAACGGACUUGCAGCAGAAGAUUUGCUCAAGGUCAAAGUGAAUUCUAGUUUGUUUGGAAAGCAUCGGUCCCCACAUUGGACGCUGGACGGCGGUUACUCCAAUAAAGCUAAUCUUACUUCCUUCCCUUACCGCACGAUUGGACCGGGAGCUCUUGCUGGGCUCUCAGUAAUGCUCAUAUCGCUAGAUAAAAAUCUUGAAUACAGCUGCAGUGGACCCGUUCAAGGAUACAAAGUUCUUCUUCAUUCGCCGGCAGACUACCCCCAAAUAACCAACCGGUUCAUUCACAUACCGAUUGAUCAAGAAGUGAUGAUAGCCGUCAAACCACAGAUUAUUCAAAAUUCACGCAAGCUGGAAUAUUACUCACCGAAAAGGAGACAGUGUUUUCUGAGCCGCGACAGGAGUCUGCGCUUUUUCCGCGUCUACACUCAAGAUAAUUGCAAUCUGGAAUGCUUGACAAACUACACCUUGCAACGGUGUGGAUGUGUUCGGUUUUCGAUGAUUCGCAGCGAGGACAUGCCCGUAUGUGAAACCAAACAAAUGUUUUGCAUGCAGGACGCCGAGACCGAACUGUUGGAAAUGGGAGUGGUCGAUGACGAGAGUGUUUCCAAUUUUCACACCAAGUGCGAUUGCAUGCCAGCUUGUACUUCGGUGGACUAUGAUGUGGAAAUAACGCAGAAUGAGUUCGAGGUGGUUGAGUGGGGAGUUGCCUACGGACAAUCGAGGAAGGAUCUGGACGGUUUGUUUGCGGCGCAUCUUAAAAUCUACUACAAGAACGCCCAAAUAACAAAGCAGAAGCGAAGCGAACUCUACGGAAUAACAGACUUCUUGGCGAACUGCGGUGGACUGUUGGGACUGUGUCUGGGAGUCAGCUUGCUGAGUUUGGUGGAGCUCUGCUACUAUUGUUCUGUCCGUCCGCUAAUGUUGUGGAGAGAGUGGAGACGGGUACCUGCAAGAAUUGAAAACGAUAGUCUCCCUGGAGUGAAAUUGCUCGCUGCGACAGAAAUAAGGAGACGAGAUAUUAGAGUUUCAGGAGUGUUCUGAUUUUUUAAUAGAUUGUUUUUUUUCGCUAAAGGUGCAUGAAAAAAAGAUGUCUUAUUCUACCGGUCUAAUUCCCCCCUUUGGGAGGGCGAAGUUGUCCUA